This is a messenger RNA of Symbiodinium pilosum, 2991 nucleotides long. Lineage: Eukaryota; Dinophyceae; Suessiales; Symbiodiniaceae. The record is from the annotation of a GenBank genome assembly.
AUGGGAGAAGUUUUCAGCCAUUCUCACAGCUUUUUGACCAAGGCGCCAGAACUUUCGCUGGAUGAAGUGCGACGACUCUUGGAGGAGCUCCGGACCGUCUCCAAUAGUGCCAAGUUCCAGAAGGACUUAGCAGACCUGCGGAGAAUGGACUGGGGAGCCUUCAAGAAGCGCGAGGCCGUGGCCAAGCUGCUUUCCAUUUUUUGGAAGGCCACCCUGCGAAAGCACGGCUUCAGCAUUGAUGCGGCAGGUUUUCCUAACCUGCUACAGGUUGUGAAGGAGCAUGGCCAUCAACCGGGUAUCCGACUCGUUUCGCACGAGGUGGAGCGACAACUUCGGAUGGUGCCUGGAGCAUUGUUCAGACUUACUGCCAAUGCCAAUGGCGAAGGCAAAAGUUGGAAAGAAGAGGAGAUCCAGACCAGCAGAAAGACUCUGGAGAAGCCGGUGCCCCCUCCGUCUGUGACGAAGGAUGCUUUACCUCGACAAGUGCGAGGAAGGCCCAUGUUCCUGGGCGAGGCAAAGGAGAUCCUGAAGGCAUUCAGGGAAUCGCUGCUGACACCGGCGGUCGUUAGGACAAUGCAGAACAUCGAGACUCGAGGUGGAGUCCACAUGGAACAGCAUCGACGCGUGCUGAUCACGCAGGAGUGGAACCCGAUCAUGAAGAGGUUUGACUUUCCAACGACAGAGGCAGGAUACGAUGCCAUGAAGGCUGGCAUCAGGGAGUUUGCAGAUAACGAGUAUGUCCGGUCAUGCAGCCACGAGGUAGAGCGCCUUUGCGGUGCUCCCGCUGGAGGGUACUUUGGCGUUCCAACAGCUGAGGAGCUGGCAGCUAGGAAGGCAGAGGCUGAAGCCGCACGAAGAGCAGAGGAAAAGCGCAGGGAGGAGGAGGAGGCCAAAAGGAAAGCCGAAGAAGCCCGCAAAGCAGAGGAGAGGCGCAAGGUGGAUGAGGCAAGGCGGCAAGCCGACGCGGCGAAAAGAGCAGAGGAAGCUCGGAAGCGGGAGGAAGAAGCUAGACUGAAAGCAGAGGAGGAAGCGAGAAAAAAAGCUGAGGAGGAGGCGAGAAAAGCAGCGGAAGAGGAAGCGCGAGAAAAGUUGCAGGAGGAAGCCAGACGAAAAGCGGAGGAGGAAGCAACACAGAAAUCAGAGGAGGAAGCAAAGCAGAGAGAAGAGGAGGAAUCUAGACAGAGAGAAGAAGAAGACGCUAGGAGACGAGCAGAGAAAGCUGCUAAGGAGACGGCGGACGGAGUCUCCGGACAUGCGGCGCAAGAGGAGAGUAAGCAGGUGGACAGCGAGGUCACAAAGCAACCAGAGGAGCAGGAAGCAAGCACACAGGAGGAAGUUCCAGCUCAAGAGCAGAAGAUGCAUGAUCUACAACCAGAAGAGAGCGAACAAGAGCAGGGCCAAAGAGCACCUGAAGCUGACAGGAGCGACGACAUGCUUGAAAGGCUUGCAGAGGAAGCACGGCGGAAAGCUGCUGCACUGCGAAGAGAAGCUGAGGAGACAAAAUCAGUGGCACAAGCUGAAUCUCAAAGCAGUCCGGCUGUCCAUGACACACAGCCGGCUGUCAGCUCAUCUGCUGCUGAUGCACAAGAUGAAAACGUGAGCAAGCCUGAUGAGGAUGCCAACACUAGUUGUCCAGUCAAAGAUUGGCCUCAGGAGGGUCUGCAAUGCUUCGAUGUGGCUCACCAGGUGGCAUUGCGGGAGCAACCUUCACGAGAGUCCAAGCUUGUAGGCGCAGCAAACGCAGGGGCGCAGCUUUUGGGAGCCUUGGAGGAGAUUGACGGCCAUCGGUGGCUCCACAUCUCUCCUCAAAGUUGCCAUGCGUUGGGAGCUCUUGCUGAUACGGCUUGGGCGCUAGUCAAGGAUGACAACUUUGAGCUGGGUGACCUUUUGGAGCCUGCUGCGCUGCGUCCACCGGAGGCCUUGGGCUACGCAGGCCGCUACGAGGUCGCACACACCAAGGUUGCUGUCAGGGCCUCUCCUUCCCUCAAGGGCAAGAUAGAGGGAGUUGUGCUGCAAGGCCGCAUACUCAUGGGAACACCUCACAAGGUUGGUGCCUUUGCUUGGCUCCGCUUUGAAGAGAGUUCCCGGAAAAAAGUUGCAGAAAUUGGUGAGGAGGCCUGGGCGUUGAUAGACGGCGAGCCUUUGGGUCUCGGACAACUUCUCAGACCACUGGAUAAUGAUGGCCGCAAAGCCCUGGAGACCUUUCAUGCCAAGCAGGCGCCGGUCACUGAGCCAGCUUCACAGCCAGAGGAAGUUCCCCCACCUGAGGCGGCCCGACCAGAGCAGACAACUGAAAGUGCCCCUGCUGCUGCAGUCAAUGCAACCGAAAGCAGCCACAAGACUCUAGCUCCGAAGCAGGACACGAAGAGGGACAUCAAACAUGAUGACAAGCCCGAACCUGCGACUACAGCCAUAUCCGACCCAGCCAAAGUCGAAUCACGCAGAAAAGCCGCUCAGCAGGCACGAGAUGUGCUUUCUGGACCAUUGGAGUACAAGGUCCUUGCGCAGGACCACGCCGCUCCAGUGCGAAAGGAGCCGUUGGUGCAGUCACCGGAAGUUGGCAAACUCGAGAGAGGCCGCGUGGUCUUCGGCUAUCCUGGUGGAGGUUGGCUGCAGCUAGAUGAAGCAGCUGACGUUGACCGCAAGCUGUAUGGGUGCUGGGUCUUCAUUGGCACGCGCCUGUCGGCUCAGUGGGCGGAGCUGAACGUCACAGGCGAGUUUGAGGGAGCCUUGGAGCUCUCAUGGUUAGGGCUGCGAAAGGAGAAGAGGGUCGCCUACAAUGUCGAGUGGCGCACGCCUGAGGGCGUGCCAAACCCCAAAAAGGGGCACAAGAUCUCGGCAAACAACAAGGUAUUGGUCAGUGGCCUUCCGCAAGGGUGCGAGCUGAACUUUCGCGUGGGAGCUAGGGUCGCUGCUGAUGGAGACCAGGAUGACCAGGACGUCCGCUUAUGGGGCUCCUGGACUUCGCUGCUCACCGGUCAGUUUUCCUGA